Messenger RNA from Geodia barretti, 930 nucleotides. NCBI's taxonomy places the organism in Eukaryota, Metazoa, Porifera, Demospongiae, Tetractinellida, Geodiidae. The record is from the annotation of a GenBank genome assembly.
AUGGCUAGCGAUUACGAUGUUUUGAUAGUUGGCGGCGGACUGGCCGGUAUGACCGCCGGCAUGUAUGCCGCACGGCAUGGGCUCCGGACUGGGAUCAUUGAGCGAAUGAUGGGUGGAGCCUCCAUUAUCAAUGUGGAGAAGGUGGAGAACUUCCCAGGAUUUUCUGAAGGGAUCAUGGGGGCCGACCUCGCCGCGAUGACCCAGGAACAGGCAAUGACCUCAGGGGCAGAGUUCGUAAUGGGAGAGGUGUCCGGCAUUUCUACCAGCGGCGACUAUCGCAUCGUCAGCGCGGACUCCGGCGACCUGCAGGCCAAGACGGUCAUAGUGGCAGCCGGUUCCACGCUGAGGCUGCUCGGAAUUCCCGGCGAGGACGAAUUCACCGGCCGGGGCGUUUCCCAGUGCGCCACCUGCGACGGCCCGCUGUACAGCGGCGAGGUCGUGGGUGUGGUCGGCGGCGGCGAUUCAGCCACCGAUGAAGCCUUGGUGCUCGCCCAGUACGCAGACCGGGUCCUGCUGUUCCACCGGCGCGACGAGCUUAGGGCCCAGAGGGAGUUGGUGGACCGGGUCCUGGCCGAGCCAAAGAUCGAGGUCGUGUGGAGUACCGUGAUUGAGGAAGUCCUCGGAGAAAAUACUGUUUCCGGUGUCAGUACCACCAACAUGGCUACCGGUGAGAAGGGAGCGCGAGAGCUGUCCGGUCUCUUUGUAUACGUCGGGCUGGCACCCAACGGAAACAUUGUGGACGGUCUGUUGGAAACCGACGGUGGCGACCACAUCCCGGUGAACAUAUCAAUGGAAACGGCCCUGCCCGGCGUUUACGCGGUCGGAGACAUCCGCCAGCACUCCUCAUCGCAGUUGGUGUCCGCAGCGGGCGACGGCGCAACCGCAGCCAUCGCAGCGUUCCGUUAUAUUUCCGGAAGGUCCUGGGACUAA